AUUCUCGAAGAAGCAUCACUCAGGUUAGCAUUGCGUUGCUCCAUCUUCAAACCCAACAGAAAAAGAUGAAAACGAACCCAGUUGUGAUCAUUUGCCCAGGCAAUGGCUGCUCCGAUAUACGUAACAGCAACUGGUACGGUAAAGUCUUUCACGAAUUGAGUAAAAGAGAUAUCAGGUGUGUUUGUGAGGAUUUUCCCGACCCGUUGCAUGCACGACGAGAUCGUUGGGUACCUCACAUGAGGUCACUGGCCGAAAAAUACGGACCGUCAGGGCGUCCGGAAAACAUCGUGCUUGUCGGUCACAGCUCGGGCGCACAAGCAGCUCUAAGAUACACUGAAAUGUACCCGGCACACGCAUGUAUCUUAGUGUCUGCAACAUACAGCGAUCUCGGCGAUGCUCACGAACGCGCCUCGGGGUAUUAUCCCCAGAAACAGUUGGGCGUGACCGAGGAGAUCAAUGCAUACAACUUUUCAAAGAUGAAAAUGAAUUGCAGAACAUGGCACCAGUUCCAUUCUGAUGAUGAUCCUUACAUCCCUGUCUCUGAAGCACAGGCUAUACAAGAAGGGUUGGGUCUUACCGAUACAUUUUACUUAUUGCAUGGUCGCUCUCAUUUUUUCACCUUCCAACCAGAAAUACUGGAGUGCAUUUUAUCGGUCUGCUAAUUCUUUGAAUGGACAUCAGUCGAGAAACCAUAUCGGAAUAUAAUAAAGUAGUUCUACAAAUUAGUUUUGGUAGUACGUUCUAUGGUUUCUUCAGAGCUAUGUCAUCAUCCACAAAUCGAUCUUCGAAUUCACCGUCAGCAUCAAAUCUGCACUCGUUUCUCAUCCCCAUCAAUCGAUAGCGAUUGUCGGCAACGCUGUCAUAAAUAAUGUCUCGCAAAAGCUUUGGAAGUAGGAAUCGACCAGCCAUUGCUGCCGGUUUCAGGGGCAAAAGUGACAAGGGGGUCAACUCUUCGGUAAUCUUGAGAACAGCAUCUGAUUUCACAAAUGCUCCAUCUUUUGUUACAAGAACAAUAGAACUGAUGUCAUCUG
Molecule: messenger RNA, 1031 nt
Organism: Pseudo-nitzschia multistriata
Lineage: Eukaryota; Bacillariophyta; Bacillariophyceae; Bacillariales; Bacillariaceae
Source: the annotation of a GenBank genome assembly